Molecule: messenger RNA, 744 nt
Organism: Cornus florida
Lineage: Eukaryota; Viridiplantae; Streptophyta; Magnoliopsida; Cornales; Cornaceae
Exons: 1
Coding region: 1-744 (247 amino acids)
Source: RefSeq, a predicted model, not a curated record
AUGCGACGAGAGUUGUUUCUUUGCAUUUUGAAUGGUGUUACAACAUAUGACGAAUGGUUCAUCCAGAAACCCGAUGCCCUCAGUCGUAUGGGGUUCAUUCCUAUACAGAUGAUGACUGCUGCAAUCCGUAUACUCGCAUAUGAAAUUUCAGCUGAUUUUUGUGACGAACAUAUAAAGAUUUAUGAGCGCAUUGCGAUCAAAAACUUGAAGAGGUUUUGUGAUGCUAUAAUUGCUGUGUAUGCGGAGCAGUACCAACGCUUACCAAAUGCAGACGACAUUGCACGUCUGCUUCGAGAAAGGAAAGAGAGAGGUUUAUCAGGUAUACUUGGCUCUAUAGAUUGUAUGCAUUGGGAAUGGAAGAACUGCCCCACAGCAUGGUAUGGCACGCACACGGGAAGAAGCCAUAAACCUACCCUCAUAUUAGAGGUCGUUGCAUCCAAAAAUCUGUGGAUCUGGCAUGCUUUCUUUGGUAUGGCUGGUUCACACAAUGAUUUGAAUGUUCUCGAUCAUUCUCCAGUAUUCAAGAACAUGAUCAAUGGUUCAAUGCCUCCAGUUAAUUACGUGGUGAAUAGGCAUCGGCGUACAAUGGGGUAUUACCUAUCUGAUGGUAUAUAUCCUAAGUGGACAACUUUGAUGCAGACCAUCCCGCACCCAACAACUAUCAAAGAGAAAUUAUUUGCUAACAAACAAGAAGCUGUUAGGAAGGAUGUAGAACGAGCGUUCGGCGUGUUGCAGAUGAGGUGA